AAAUUUGAAUUAAGCAAAAAUGUUGAUUAAAAAUAUUUUUAUAGAAUUGCGUUCGCGAUUACGCAGUUGUAAUGUUUACAUAACUACUAGUAUUGAUCUAAAUAAGAAUUGCAAUUUGAAAAUUAAUAUUCAAUCGAAUUGUAUUGUAUUGAAUUAUUAUAAUGAUUCUUCUAGAAGAGACAGUUUAUCUUCUAUAGAAAGUCUGUCGGAUUAUUCUGACGAUGAAUUCGAUGACAGUUCCAUAAUCGUCAUUGGCGAAUUCUGUCAUAUAAUACCAAAUUCAAUGUCAUGUCUGAAAAUAGACAAGAAUACGAUAUCGUUUCGCGUUUUAACGCAACCGAAAAACGGUAAUUUUUACUCUGAAUUUCUAUCAACAAAUCUUACGAAUUCACUUAAAAUUAACGAAUUAAAAAUAAAUGUAAAAGCUGAAUAUGAUAUGAAAAUAAUUUGCGCAAAUUGCUCAAAUGUCAUUUCCGUCGAAGCUGUCAAAUUUGACAGAAUAUUGGAGUUGCCAUCUGAAAAUAUUGAUAUGUCAGAAUGGUUUUGUCACGGACACGGUCAUGGUAACACUGAACCGAUCGUAUUAAAGCAGAAUAAAAACGAUUUUCUCUACCGUUUAACAUAUUUUGUAAUAAAAAGUAAUUUAUUAUCAGAAAAAACGAACAAAUUUAACCUCAAAAGGGAUGUAUACCAUUGCAAUAGGUGUUUAGCUUGGUUAGGUCUUAAAAAGAAAGAUACAGUCAAAUUAUUUAACUCUGAAAUAAAAAUACAACAAAAUAGUACAGAUAAUUAUGUAUUUUCACAUAAUAAUCCAACUAAUAUAAGUGUCGAUGAUUUUAUUUACACUAUCGAAUGUAUGACGAAAGAAUCAAACUUAGGUCUACAAUAUGCGGUUAUGUGUAAAAUUGUUUUGGAAUGUUCUCUAUCCUCAACAAACAAACAAUAUUUAUUAAUAUGGGUUAUGGACAAAGAGUUACAAGUUUUAAGAAACAACGAGGUUGUAAAUGAUAAAGUUACAUUGAAUUCUAGUUUUUUGACUAAAAUAUUGUAUAAGGUAGAAUUAUGUUUGAAUGAGGAGGUUGAAAGUUGGUUGUCAGAUCCAACGGUUGUCAGCACGGAUAUCUCAAAGAGUAUGUUCUAUAAGGGAAUAGAACAUUUGAAUACGACUUCGCAGAAAGUUCCAGAAGCAUUCCGCAGCAGCAAUGGUUAUAGCAUCAGUUAUUUAAAAGUCUGAUAAUAAAAAUCAAACAUGUA
Messenger RNA from Papilio polytes (common Mormon), 1254 nucleotides. RefSeq lists its product as uncharacterized. Lineage: Eukaryota; Metazoa; Arthropoda; Insecta; Lepidoptera; Papilionidae. Gene Ontology annotation, cellular component: nucleus; ubiquitin ligase complex; cytosol. The transcript has a single exon. Gene Ontology annotation, biological process: proteasome-mediated ubiquitin-dependent protein catabolic process; protein monoubiquitination; protein autoubiquitination. The record is from RefSeq and is a predicted model, not a curated record. Gene Ontology annotation, molecular function: ubiquitin protein ligase activity; ubiquitin conjugating enzyme binding; cyclin binding. The coding region runs from base 20 to 1234 and encodes 404 amino acids.